Messenger RNA from Solanum pennellii, 4229 nucleotides. RefSeq lists its product as uncharacterized. The record is from RefSeq and is a predicted model, not a curated record. The coding region runs from base 1905 to 3917 and encodes 670 amino acids. Gene Ontology annotation, cellular component: cytoplasm. Gene Ontology annotation, molecular function: protein kinase binding. The transcript is spliced from 5 exons. NCBI's taxonomy places the organism in Eukaryota, Viridiplantae, Streptophyta, Magnoliopsida, Solanales, Solanaceae.
GGUAGGAUGAAUGAGAAGUUUGAUUAAUUGGGAUUUGUUUGUUUUUAUGGUUUUGAAGGUGUGUAUUUUGAUUGAAAUGAGUUGUUAUUGGGUAGAAAUAGAUUUUGAGGAUUCAUAUAGCGGAUUCCAUCUUGUUUGGGAUUUAGGCGUAGUAGAGUAAUAGUAAUUGUUGAUGGUGUAUUGAUAUGUUUUCUGUGAUUUGAUGCUGUUGUUUACAAAUAUAAUUGGAAAACCAUGGUAUACAAUCCAAACAUUUGCUAUUACUUGAAUUGAAGAUGUUAGAAGAAUUUACGAGUUUGAUAUAGAUGUUAACUGGGUUGAAAUUGGUCAAAACCGUGUAGAAUAGAUUUUGAGGAUUCAUAUAGCAGAUCUCCGAUUUGUUUGGCAUUUAGGCAUAGUAGUAAUAAUAGUUGUUGUUGUUGUGGAAGAUGUUGUAUUCAUAUGGUUCUUGAGCUUUGAAGUUGUUGUCUAGUAAUUUAAUCUGGAAAACCAUGGUAUACAAUUCAUACUUUUGCUAUUACUAGGAUUGAAGAUAUUAGAAGAUUUUUGAGUUUGAAGAUGUGGAUUUUGUAAUAAUGUUAACUGGAUAGAAAUUGGGUAGAAUAGGUUUUGAGGAUACAUAUAGUGGAUCCCAACUUAUUUGGGAUUUAGGCGUAGUAGUGGUAGUAAUAGUAGUUUUUCUUUUUUUUUUUUUUGAUGACCGUGGUGUCUGGACCAGCAGAAGCAGUAGCCACUGAUGGUGUAUUGAUAUGUUUUCUGGGCUUUGAUGUUGUUGGAGAUGUCAGAAGAAUUGUUUAUUUUGAUAUCGAUGUUGAAUGGAUUGAACUUGGUCAAAAUGGAGUAGAAAAGAUUUUGCGGAUUCAUAUAGGGACCCCAGCUAGUUUGGGAGUUAGGUUUGGUAGUAGAAGUUGUUGAUGUAGUAUUGAUAUAUUUCUUGGGCUUUGAUGUUGUUGUCUAGUAAUUUAAUCUAGAUAAUCAUGAUAUACAAUUAAACUUUUGCUAUUACUUGAAUUGGAGAUGUUAGAAGACUUUAUAGGAAGUGGUUGUUGUUUGAUUUCUUGGUGCGCUAAAUGCGGCCAUGCCUUGUACUGUUAUUUAAUUUUUUUUUGGCAAAAAAUACGUGUAGAAUCACUCUCGUUUGGUAAUUUAUGUGGAAACCUCUUUUGCUGAACUCUGAUUUGUUUCCAAUCUUGAAUUAUACUGGCAAGAUAUGCCUACCUUAAAGAACCAUAUUCAAUGUUCUAUGGAUCUGAGUCUGAGAUUUAUAUCUGCCUUCGUGAAGUUCUACUCCAUUUGAUUUUAUUUUGUAUUGGAAUGAAAAUAAUUGAGGGUUCCUUGAGCCAAGGGAUAUCAGAAACGACCUCUACCUCCCACGGUAGGGUAAGCUCUGUGUACACUCCUCCUUGACCACUCUCCAGACUCCACUUGUGAAAUUACAUUGGGUAUGGUGUUGUGAUGAAAAUGAUUGAGGAUACCUGGUGUCUAUUACAUGAAUUUAGAGAACUAAAGGAAAAGGGAAUAGGGAUCUGUUGGUAUCUUUGGGGCAUAGCUAUCAUUGGGUUCAUUUAGAUUUUGACAAACUUCUUCAAGUCUGGCCGCUAUAAAAACUUCCAGCUUCUCUCGCACCUCUAAGUGGGUGUGGGGCAAGAACGAGGGGGUGAUUUUACUAUGUGUUUUGAGGAGAUCAAGAUCAUCACAUAUCUGGAGAUUGUGCCGUGUCUCAGCAGGGCUCACACUUGAUUAUGGCUAAGAUUGCCCUGUGCUAAGUCCUUCAGUCAUGUGACCUUAUUUUGCUGAAAUUCUACAGAUUACCAGUUUAGAAAAAUAUUAGAAUAUUAGAGCUCUUCAAUAUCUCGAAAGUGAUUAAAUCUCAUGUGAACCCAAUUUCUUUUUCUUUUUUAAAGAUGUUUAAGUUUUCAUGCUUCCCAGCUCACAUCCAUUCCCACAGGCAAAAGAAAACAGUUCAACUAUCUGCUGAAGCAAUGCAUAAAAGACUUGAAGAUUGUUCACAGAAUCACACCAUGAAGGAUUUUGCUUACUUGUCCACAACUAGUGCAUCAUGUGCGGCGGAUGGAGAUGCUCUCGAGAACUAUGCAGAUCAUGCUUCAGAUUCUUCUCGCUUAGAGCAUGAUUAUAAAUCUGAGGAAUUAAAGAGCAAAUCUAAUACUGAAUGUGAAGUCAUACAUAACAAUGCACAUAUGAGGAAAAGUUUAUCUUUGGGUAGUAGUAUACAUUUGGAUGGAAGAGUUGCCAGUGGCAAUAACUCAGAGCAUGAGAGUGGUAGAUAUUCUUGUUAUGAAUCAGAUGAUCAAUGCGGAUCAACAACUGCAGAUGAUGGGAAGGAAUUUAACUUGGUUGGUUUAUUUCACAAAGCUGGACCCUCUGAUUCUGUUCAAAUUGGAGAUGCAAAAGAGUCAGAAAAAGAGGGACAGGAGAACUAUGAGGUUCAGUUGUCUAGUGCAAAUGAGUCUGGUGACUGUUCACCUCGUACUUCUCCUUGUAUUGUAAAAUCAAGUUCAUUGCCUAACAUUCAUUCCCCAGGUCGACAAUUUAUCCUCAACUGCCAUCGCUCCAGAUCUGCUGAGGACUUGAAUAUUUUAGAUGCAAGACGGAAAGAACAUUUUGUGGAUGAGGUAGCAAACAAGGUGAUGAAACAUGAAAAGGAAGAUAGUUUACAUAAUAAUGGAAAAGGUUAUGAUGAAACCCCACCGGAUGAGAAUUUUGAUACAGAUAACUAUGUUGGCUCAGCCAAAGACUGGAUACUACCUGGGAUGGAUGAGGUUAACAUGAAGAGGCAUGUUAAUGGAGAAUCUACAUUUUUCCGAUGGAAUGAACUGACAGGCAAUGAUUUUAAGACAAAACGUAUUGAGGAGUGGGUUACAGACCUUCAGCAUUGCGGCAGAUUUGAAGAAACAGAUGACUUUUCUGUUCCUGAGAAUGGACCUGAAGUGCAAAAAGGUAAAGCUUUCUUGGAUGCUUCUCCUGUUGCAAAGUUGGAUGGUCAGGUCAUACCUGGUGCAGAAAGUAUAAAGAAAUAUAUCUCUUCAUUGAGUGCCAAUGCCACAUCAGCUCAGAUGAUAAAUCAUGGGUUGGUUGUGAUUCCAUUUAUCAGUGCUUUUGUGAGUUUGAGAGCACUUAACUUAUCAGGGAAUUCCAUAGUGAGGAUAACUGCUGGUGCUCUCCCUCGAGGGCUUCAUAUUCUGAAUUUGUCCAGGAACAGUAUCGCAGUUAUUGAAGGAUUGCGUGAACUUACACGACUUCGUGUUCUUGAUCUGAGCUACAAUCGACUAGUGAGGAUUGGACAUGGUCUUGCUUCAUGUUCUUCCUUGAAAGAGCUGUACCUAGCUGGGAAUAAAAUCAGUGAGGUUGAGGGUCUUCACCGCCUCCUAAAAUUGAAUGUCCUGGAUUUGAGAUUCAACAAAAUAUCUACAGCCAAAUGCUUGGGCCAACUUGCAGCUAAUUAUGGUUCUUUACAAGCAAUCAGCCUGGAAGGGAACCCUGCCCAGAAGAAUGUUGGUGAUGAACAACUGAAAAAGAAUCUUCAAGGCCUUCUUCCGAAUCUCAUUUACUUCAACAGAAAACCCGUCAAGGUGAAGGACACAGCAGACAGAUCUGCUAGAUUAGCCGUUGGUGCUCAUCAGCUCGAUCGAGGUCUCAAGCCGGUCAAGGCUAUGCGGAAGGCAAGCCAUGGUGUUGUCACACACAAAGCAUCAUCUUCAUCAACCCAUGGUCGUAAAAGUCAAAAAGUGACCUCAACAAAACCAUCCAAAAGUAGACCCACUGCCCGCCUGCCCCCUAUUGGAACUAAAACUACUACACGGCCACAGGUCUAUGACUUCAGCAGCAAACUUCUUAGCUUCAGUCCUGACCUGUCUAUGCGCAGGACCCGGAGUGAGGGAACACUUGGUGUGAUUUGAGGAUCACAGUAUUUAACUUAAGAUACUUUAACGUGGUCCUCCUGUUUCAGUGUUUGAACUAGUAUUUUAAUUAGGGAAACCCUAUCCCUUUAGUUUUAGUUUCCCAGGAAGAUCAGCAAGGCAGCCUGCACUUGCAAACUUCAGUCGACUUGUGCCUUUAUUUCAGUUCUAUGCUUUAGCUGUUAUUGAAUUUCUAUGUUUUAAGGACAAUAUAGUUGUGUGGUAGUAUUUGCUUGCCUCAUAUGUCCAUAACAGUUUCAUAUUUCUUGAAUCAUCUUUCUGGAUACAAUAAGAAGUGCAUUGUUUCCCAAA